ACUAUCAAGCAUUUAUUUAAGGUCAGGGCCCAUAGCAAUAUGGCAGGUUAGAUUAUGCACUCUUUGUUUUACUGCAGUCUUAAAAAAUGUGAAUGUCUUUUCUCUUCAGAUAUAAAUGAUUAAUUGUGCUUUUAUAAUUCUUAUGUAUAAUCUGAGACCUUAUAACAUAUGUCAGUGUACUUACAUAAGUGGAUAAGUAGCUUAACCACUAGGAUUCUUCAGCUAUUGCAGGUAACAGGAUCAUAACAAUGAACAGCACCGUUCCAGUGGAUCAGUUUUAUGACAUGCUUAUCAAGAACUUCAUCAGUGUCGUCCUCGGCCUAAUCAUCAACUAUAUCAAUGGAACAUUUGUGAUUGUCUUCUUCAAAGAUAUCAUGUUCUUCAGUGACCCAAGAUACAUUUUAUACAUCCAUUUGGUAAUCAAUGACAUGAUUAUGCUGUCAGUUUCUGUGGGCUUACAAGUUGCAACAUAUGUUUUGCGUAUCUUCAAUGCCUCUGUUUGUUGUGUUGUGCUACUUUUUCUUAGUACAGUCACCAAGAACUCUCCACUAAAUCUGGCCUGCAUGGCCAUAGAGCGUUACAUUGCCAUUUGCAAGCCACUACAUCACUCGCAAAUAUGUACAGUUCGGAGGACCCACAUGCUCAUCUGUUUCAUAUGGACUGUAGCAGCAGCGCCAGCUCUGAGUGAUGUAUUCAUCACGUUAUCAAAUCGACCAGCAAGCUUUUUCUCGACUGCCAUUUUAUGCCACAUGUUGUACAUUUACAACACUUGGCAACACACAGUCAAAGAUACUGUGGUGAAUGUUGUGUAUUUGUCGUUUGUAUGGAUUACGUUGAUCGUCACCUACUUUAAGGUUUUUUCCGCAGCGAAUGCUGCAAGUGCAGAUCAAGUGUCUGCUAAAAAGGCCCGAAACACGAUACUGCUGCACGGAGUUCAGCUCCUGCUGUGUAUGAUGUCCUAUAUCACCCCAUUCAUGAGUACAGCACUUGUAGAUCUAUUUCCUCAGAGUCGAACAAAUAUUCUGUUCAUUCUGUUUUUGUUGUCAAAUGUUCUACCGAGGUUACUAAGCCCGCUGAUCUACGGGUUAAGAGAUAAACAAUUUGUUGAGCGUGUCAAAGUGUAUUUUUGUUGCAAACAAGUAAGAAGGACACAGAUUAUGCCAGUAAAGUAAACUAGGAAAAGAACAUAUUUAAUAUUUAUAUUUGAUAUUUGGUCAUAUUAUAUAAGUGAUAUUUGAUAAGUGAUUUUUUUUUACUCAUGUGAAAAAAAAUAAAGGAUAUAUAAUAUAGAUCUGAAAUACUUUGUUUAGACUAUAUAACCCAUAAAUUCUCUGAAGUUUCUUCAGGAUUUUGUUGAAAUGUGUGCAAAAUCACUCAUUCAAAUGUCAACAAUGGCUUUUAUUAGCACAUGUACUGUAUAGAAAAUAAACUUAACAAAUUCAAAGCCUAA
Molecule: messenger RNA, 1450 nt
Organism: Megalobrama amblycephala (Wuchang bream)
Lineage: Eukaryota; Metazoa; Chordata; Actinopteri; Cypriniformes; Xenocyprididae
Product: odorant receptor 131-2-like
Exons: 1
Coding region: 249-1172 (307 amino acids)
Biological process (GO): G protein-coupled receptor signaling pathway
Cellular component (GO): membrane
Molecular function (GO): G protein-coupled receptor activity
Source: RefSeq, a predicted model, not a curated record